AUGGUCAAUAAUUCAAAAACAUCAUGCAAGAGAAGCAUACUGAAAUUCUUUCUUUUAACUACACUUCUAAAUGCUUGUUCCAACUCUAAGGCUUUGAAAUCAAAAGAUGAAUACCACGUCGCAUCUGAAUUAAUACCGGGUUUAUCGUCAAUAAAGGAUACAUCAUUGAUCCCAGAGAUGUUUGCAGGUCAAAUCCCAUUACAAUCUCCAAAUGAUGAUUCAGAAGAUGAGGAUGGACGUAAAUAUUUUUUCUGGAAGUUCCAUGAUAAGAAGAAAAAUCAUGAUUCUAUAAUCUUUUGGUUGAAUGGUGGUCCAGGUUGUUCAUCAAUGGAUGGCGCUCUUGUUGAAUCAGGACCAUUUAGAAUAGAUUCUAGCGGGAAAGCUCAUUUGAAUGAUGGAUCAUGGCAUACGAGAAGUGAUUUGGUUUUCGUUGAUCAACCUGUAGGAACUGGAUUUUCUACUUUUACUCAUCAUCAAAACCAAAUCAAUCAGAAUCAGAAUCAGAAUGAGAAUCAAAACAACCAGAAUCAGAAUGAGAAUCAAAACAACCAGAAUCAAAAUGAGAAUCAAAAUGAGAAUCAAAACGAGAAACGUAACAUGAAUAUGAUAUAUGAUAAAGAUUUAGAAAAUGUCACCGCACAUUUCAUGCAAUUUUUAGAAAAUUAUUUUACGAUUUUCCCAGAUGAUGUAUCUAAAAAAAUAUUAUUAGCUGGUGAAAGCUACGCAGGACAAUACCUCCCAUUCAUCGCAAAGGCAAUGUUAGAUCAUAAUUUAUCAUUAGAAACUGAUCCUGGUGAAGAUUCAGAAUAUAACAUUCAGGGAUUAUUAAUAGGUAAUGCUUGGAUUGACCCCUCUAUACAAUCUCUAUCAUAUUUACCAUUUGCCAUGGAAAAAAAUAUAAUUACGAAGGAUCAUCCUAAUUUUAAAGAUUUAAUGAAUGCUCAUGAGAAUUGUCAAAAAGUUGUCAAUAGCAAUCAAGAUGUCUUUUCAUUCGAUGAAUGUGAUAAGAUUAUAAAUCUAUUAUUACAAUAUACAAGAGAUUUAUCCAAGGGUACACCUGAAAAUCAAGUUUGUUUGAACGUUUACAACAUCGACUUGAAAGAUUCUUAUCCAUCUUGUGGAAUGAAUUGGCCCGUAGACAUACCAAAUGUUAGUAAAUUUUUCAAUACUCCCGGUAUUAUGGAAGCUUUAAAUAUUGACUCUACUGAAUUGGACUCCAAUUCCAAUUCCGAUUCCAAUUCUAAUUCUCAUUUCCCUAAAUGGCAAGAAUGUAAUAGGAACGUUCUAAAUAAAUUAACAAAUCCAAUUUCAAAACCUUCAAUCAACCUAUUCCCUGAAUUAAUGCAUAAUGGUAUAGAAAUCGUCUUAUUUAAUGGUGAUAAAGACUUAAUUUGUAAUAAUAAAGGGAUAUUAGAUGUCAUCAACAAUUUAAACUGGGGCGGUACUAAAGGUUUCACCAACGAUAUGGAACAAUAUAAAUGGAUUCAUGAAGAUUUGGAUGCUGGGUACGUUCAAUAUGAUAAAAAUUUAACUUUUAUCAAUGUUUAUAAUGCAUCACAUAUGGUACCUUAUGAUAAAGCUUUGGUAAGUAGAGGAAUCGUGGACAUUUUCCUUAAUAAUGUUGAAUUUGAUGAAGACACUGCAACACUAAUAAGUUCGAAUGAGUUAGAGGAAAAUUCUAAAGAAUCUGAUAAAGCAAAUAAAGAAACUCAGAAUGAAAGUGACAGUGAAAGUGAUGACGAAAGUGACAACGAUGAUGAUAAGUCCGAUGAAGAGGAAAGUGCACCUGAGGACGACGCUGAUAAUGACGACACAGAUGACUAUACAGAAGAAGAAAAGAACGAAGAAGGGUAUUCGGCAUUCAGAAAGGCGACUGUAGGUAUUUUCAUAUCGUGCACCCUUAUUUCUAUCUUUUACAUCAUUUUCAUUCAUGAUCGUAUAUUCCCAAAGAGGAGUAUAUUUAGUAGAUUAGAUCAAACACAAUCACAACAACCAAAGACUGUAUCAUGGGCAGAUGAUAUUGAAAAUGCGGAUCUAGAAGCAGGAUGGGAUAAUGAUGACUUUGAUGCUGAAGCUGAUGUUGAUUUUUCAGAUUUUGAUGACGAUGAUGACGAAGCCGCUCAUGGUACUGAUGAUGCUGAGAGUGGAAAUAGUAUCAAUAAUACAGGUGAAGAGGAUGCUACAAACGCUAAAGGUAAGAAAACGAAGCCAAUUCCAAAGCCUAAGAAGAAAGGGAAAUAUUCAAGUGUUCCUAAUACAGAUAUGGAUGAAUCAUUUGAAAUGGAUGAUUUUUAG
Messenger RNA from Naumovozyma dairenensis CBS 421, 2295 nucleotides. It is a transcript of the gene KEX1, whose product is annotated as serine-type carboxypeptidase. Gene Ontology annotation, biological process: proteolysis; apoptotic process. Gene Ontology annotation, cellular component: trans-Golgi network. The record is from RefSeq and is a predicted model, not a curated record. The transcript has a single exon. Lineage: Eukaryota; Fungi; Ascomycota; Saccharomycetes; Saccharomycetales; Saccharomycetaceae. The coding region runs from base 1 to 2295 and encodes 764 amino acids. Gene Ontology annotation, molecular function: serine-type carboxypeptidase activity.